Molecule: messenger RNA, 3774 nt
Organism: Ixodes scapularis (black-legged tick)
Lineage: Eukaryota; Metazoa; Arthropoda; Arachnida; Ixodida; Ixodidae
Gene: UbcE2H
Product: ubiquitin-conjugating enzyme E2 H
Exons: 7
Coding region: 166-711 (181 amino acids)
Biological process (GO): protein polyubiquitination; ubiquitin-dependent protein catabolic process
Cellular component (GO): nucleus
Molecular function (GO): ubiquitin conjugating enzyme activity
Source: RefSeq, a predicted model, not a curated record
ACGUCACGAGUAUUGCAGUCAGCCAGCUCCAGCCAGCAGCCAGUUCGCCAUUGUGAUUGAGCUUCUUGAGCGUGCGAGUCGAGAUACGUUAGCUCGAAAAGGUUGCCGUUUAAAUCGCUGGGAGUUUUGCGUUCGCAGCUUCCUGCCGUGCGGCGAGACAGAAACAUGUCUUCUCCAAGCGCUGGGAAGAGGCGGAUGGAUACGGACGUCAUAAAACUCAUUGAGAGCAAGCACGAAGUCACCAUCUUGGGCGGCCUGAACGAAUUCUGCGUCAAGUUCUACGGUCCCAAAGCGACGCCCUACGAAGGUGGGGUGUGGAAGGUCAGGGUGGACCUGCCCGAGAAGUACCCCUUCAAGUCGCCGUCCAUAGGUUUCAUGAACAAGAUCUAUCAUCCCAACAUUGACGAAGUGUCUGGUACGGUGUGUCUGGAUGUCAUCAACCAAGCAUGGACAGCGCUGUACGAUCUGUCGAACAUCUUUGAGUCAUUCUUGCCCCAGCUGCUGACAUACCCCAACCCCAUCGACCCUCUCAACGGGGACGCAGCCGCCAUGUACCUGCACAAGCCGGAGGAGUACAAGAAGAAGGUGCAAGAGUACGUCAAAAAGUAUGCGACGGAAGAGGCGCUGCGGGAGCAGGACAACGAGUCGUCGAGCAGCGAGAGCUCCAUGAGUGACUUCUCGGACGACGAGACGAAAGACAUGGAACUCUAAGAACAGGGGAAGCGUGCAGCACAUCAUUUUAUCGUUUUUUUUUUUUUUUCGCCAAUCUUCGCAAGGGGAAAAAAAGAUAAUCAUCACUCGCCCCCCCCUCUCGACCCUGCCGGCAGUGCAUGCCGCGGGAGAGCUCGUGAGGAGGCGGGGCUUGCGCGCACGUCGUGGUUUCGUCAUCCAUCCGACGUUUCAUCGUGUGCACUGUAACCCCACUUUUUGUUCGGAGACCUCCCUUUUCCCCGGGCACAUUUAUUGAUUUGUGUGCGUGUGUGUGUGCAUGAAUUUGUGAACGCACGCGUGCGUCGGUGUUAGUAACCGUGCAAAGAGAGAGAAAAAUCUUGCAUGCGCCCAUCUGUACAUUGCAUGUUUUUAACGAGGCUUCCACAAAGAUAGUGGAAGGGCAGCCGUGGAGCACAUACUUUUGCCCCCCUUUAUCUUUUGGUUGUGUCGGCGGAGAGAAGAUGUAGCUUGAAGCAUCCGGGGCGCAGGGGCUUGCUUAUUUUAAUUACAGCUUUUAGCGUGGGCGUCCUUCGGUCCCGUUGACAAAACAUGCAUUGAUUUCGACGUCGAUGACACGAGGACCGCUCGUUUGGUUUCGAAAGCAUGGAUCGAGGCCUCGGUUUUGGAGAGUUGACUCACGAUUUAUCUUUUCAUUCUGUUGGAAAUUCUACGGCUAUAUUGAAGCCUCCAGGAUAUUCCUUUCCGGUAACCAUUUAACGAUGCCUUAGGCUUCCAGAGCCAUGAUUUCCCCAUUUGUCUUACUUUUUUUUCCACUUCGUUAUGGAACUGUCAUACGAAACGUCCGGCCAGAUUUGCGAGUUGGUAAAUGCCAGAUUGUCAAACUGAAAGCGUUAAGCAUUUUAGUUUUAUUUCUACUCUGCGAGGUGCAGCGCCCUUUUGUUUGAUGCCCGCGCUCCUGUUUCGUCGCUGUUGUUUCUUUGAGAGAAAUCAAAAACGGAAUUGCGCAGACCUAUAGGUCGAUCUCCCUCAUGCGAGGAUAAUCACUGUAUUGAUCGUGGUCACCACCUUCGAAAUUGCCACCCACAAAAUUUAACGAUCCCGGAGACCACGACAUUGUGCCUUUGAGAGGACAAAAUCUUCUCCCCUUGCACCUUCUUUGUGAGAGCCAAUUUCGUCAUGUCUCCACAUUUGUGCGCAGUUGCAGUGAUGUAUGUAACUGAUAGACGCUUGGAAGUGGUUUCAAAUUAGUUUCAGUUGGCGGCGCAUUGAAAGUGUUGAGCAAUCGUGCUCCGAUGGAAGUGUUACGGGCAGGCUGGAAACAUUUUGCGGAUAUAGUGCCCAACGUUGCCAGGUCCCGACGCACCACGACUCUGGGCUUUGGCCGCAACUAGCUAAAAAGAGUAUUUUUGUGGCUUCUGUCGAGGCGAAGAGGACGAGCACGUUUGGGAGGGGGGGGAAGAAAACAUUGCGAAGAUUUCUUUUUUUAACUUAUUGAACACGCACAUCAUGAAUCAUGCGCAAAUGGCAGUACUUUCUCUUUGCGUUCCUUUCCGCUUCUUGCCGUUUGCGUCAUCUGCAAGCCGCAGUGUGUUCUGUGUGCACUUUGCCGACGCGCAGAUCGGCAGAAACGAAACAACUGGGCUCGUCGUUGCGACGUGCAACAUUUUGCUGCUGGGACGUGGUAAAGAUAUUGAGACAACUUUAUGCUGGUGAGCAUUAAAAACUGUGAUAGAUUGCUGCAAAUGCCAAUGUGUUGGGGGGAGGGCGGGGGACGGACGUUAAGUCCUAAUUCGUUCGAGGCGUCUGUCAGGAAGGGAAGAGUCCACUAGUAAGAGCUUUAGGGUAAACGAGACGUAAGGUUGCGCAGAUUGCUUCGGCUUAAAAAAUCUAGUGUCAUGUUGGCACAAGGUUGGAUGUAGUGAGGACGUGACACCGCGGCUGGGUUAGCGUGACGGCCAUCGAACGCGAGCCGUUGCACGAUUCUGUAGCGGUAGGCGGAUCAGAGUGCGACGACGCGUAUCGGUGUUUCUGGAUGUUUAGCGCGGAUGUCCGAAGUCUGCGAGACGACGGACGAAAGAAUACUGGUGCUCCCGAAUUUCGCCCAGACACUAGUUUGUGUUUUCAGUGUCUGGCGUUUCAGACUUUUCCCCGUCCCCAGCACUCGAGUCUCCCCCGUUCUAGACGUUUCUCCUUCCACGGCUUAGGCGGUGUUUAGAAAGCGGUACUGUGCUUGUGCAAAGUGGGGGAAAAAAAAAAGGCGGUCUCGUUUUGUCGUGCGCCAAGCGCUCGUUGUCGUUCUUUUUUGUGGUCGUCGCCAGCUAGCUCGGUGAAAAGAAUGUGCCCCCAAACGGACGAGCCUUCUCGUAGCCAGUCUGAUGGCUUUACGAGGCUCGUUUUCGAAGCAAUAUUUACCCAAAAGACUGAUGGAUUGGCAGUGAACGUUGGCGUCGCUGCUUCAGACUUUCGUUAUUCGCGGGUUCGAAUUUAGUCUCGUUUUCGCUCGGGUCGAUUGCGGCGACGAGUAAACGGGCGGGGCAAAGACGGCAACGUCUUGAUAAUGAUUGGAAGCUCCAGAAUGACAUAAUUUCGUCGAUUCCAAGUUGGCAUUCUCGGGUAUCCGCCACAAAAAUGCAGUCAAAAGCCGGUUUAUCUUUUUUGUUUGCUUGCUGCAAAUGUUUUGACUAACUAUGGAGGGACACUGAAGGCUAGAGGAAACCCGCAGACGCGUUUUAGAGAUGCGCAGGGCGUUCUCUUGACGGGAGAGCGCGUUGAAAGCGUCGUGUGUUUUGCGUUGUGGCCACUGCCAUCUCCCCGUUUCUGGGAGGACCUGGUCUUGUAGGCUUGCAGUCAGCGUGGAGUUGCAAAGCAGGUUGCCCCGAGUGCGCCGCAGGGAAGCACCCCCCGGCAGGAACGCGGUUUUGACGCAGAGCUUUUUCGUCGAGUAGUGCCAGCGUGUUGCCUAGGGCGUGUAUCUACCCCGCUCCUCUCGUCGGUUUGCUGUCUCUUUUCGAGUAUAUUUUUUUUUAGUUCUGGAGUGUAAAGAGAAAAGACACCAUAGUAUAUAUGAAAUUAUAAAAUAAAGCUAUAUUCAUUUUUUGCUAA